This is a messenger RNA of Opisthorchis viverrini, 498 nucleotides long. RefSeq lists its product as hypothetical. The transcript is spliced from 5 exons. The record is from RefSeq and is a predicted model, not a curated record. Lineage: Eukaryota; Metazoa; Platyhelminthes; Trematoda; Opisthorchiida; Opisthorchiidae. Bases 1 to 498 code for a protein of 165 amino acids. Gene Ontology annotation, molecular function: RNA binding. Gene Ontology annotation, cellular component: nucleolus.
AUGCGCUCGCGGAAAGCACCCAAAUUAUCCCUUAUCUUCGACGAGGAAAAACGAAGAGAUUAUCUCACUGGAUUUCGGAAACGGAAACUGGAGCGCAAGAAGAAGGCGCGGGAAGCUGCUGAGGCUCGGCUGGCUGAAGAAAUCAAGGCGAUAAAAACUAAGUAUAAGGAAGCUGCUCGCGCCCGAUUGGCGGGAAUAAAAAUGCCUGAUUUCGGUGAUGCUGAUUUAGACACUGUUUGUUCUAGGGAAGAACAAAUUAUUGGGGACCAUUCUGUCAUCUUCGAGCAAAUUGAUAUAUCGAACUCUCAUUACUUUGUGGGAAAAAAUGAGGUCUCCGCUCCUCAUCCGGACUGCUUAUCACCCUCCGAUGAAUUCCGACCUCCGAUGUCUCUGAAGGCGGCUUUGAAGAUGAAUCCGAAGAAAACCUCUAAACGACGUCUAACUAAAAAAAGUCAGCACAAAACUGGUAAACCUUGCCACAAGCGGAAACGAAGCUGA